Molecule: messenger RNA, 1349 nt
Organism: Girardinichthys multiradiatus
Lineage: Eukaryota; Metazoa; Chordata; Actinopteri; Cyprinodontiformes; Goodeidae
Gene: admp
Product: anti-dorsalizing morphogenic protein
Exons: 5
Coding region: 1-1170 (389 amino acids)
Biological process (GO): SMAD protein signal transduction
Cellular component (GO): extracellular region
Molecular function (GO): growth factor activity; cytokine activity
Source: RefSeq, a predicted model, not a curated record
AUGUUGGUGUUUGCGCUCAGUUGUGCCGCUCUGCUUUGCGUCACCGCAGCGUGGCCUGCGCUCGGAGACCAGGGGAAUCAUUUCACCUCAGAGGGCGAGUCAGAGGUGGUCCGCUCAGCUGCCAUUAAAAGACUUCUGGAAGUUUUCGGGAUGGAGGACCCCCCUGCUGUCCAUGGACACAAGCAGCCUCCUCAGUACAUGCUCGAUCUGUACAACACGGUGGCUGAUGUGGACGGCGUGACCAAGGACCCCUAUCUGCUGGAGGGGAAUACUGUGCGCAGCUUCUUUGACAAAUUGCGCAGUGAACAGGUGGAGUUCAAGUUUAAUUUGUCAACAGUGCCAAGAACCGAGAAGGUCCUCAUGGCAGAACUCCACCUCUUCAAGCUGCGCCCACAGGCAUCCCUCACAUUCAGCAGACAUCACUUCUGCCAAGUCAGUGUUUAUCAGCUGUUGGAUAGUGGUAAAACCAACAGCACUCAGGCAAAGAAGUUGCUGUCCUCUCGACUCAUUCCAGUCCACUCAACUGGUUGGGAAGUGUUCGCAGUCACACAAGCUGUGCGCUCCUGGAUGGCAGAUGAAGGCAGUAACCUAGGGCUCUACGUGGUGGUUAGGACGCUGGGAGAAAGCCAGACGGACCUGAAACUGAUCCGUUUUGCUUCAGGGCGCCACCACCACCUGAGCAAACAUCCCAUGCUGGUUCUAUUCACCGAUGACGGCCGCCGCUCUGCUGCACUCGAGAGCACAAAUGCCCAUGAGGCCAUCGCCAACUCCUUUCUCCCCCAGACCCCUACGUCAGUCAAAUCUUCCCGCACAGCUCGCUCCCUGGACUAUGGCGAGGAGGAAGGCUGGUCCAAGUCCUGCCAGCGCCUGCCUCUGUAUGUGGACUUCGAGGAGAUUGGCUGGUCGGGGUGGAUCGUGUCUCCCAGGGGCUACAACGCUUAUCACUGCAAGGGGUCCUGCUCCUUCCCCUUGGGUCAGAACAUGAGGCCGACUAACCAUGCCACCGUCCAGUCCAUCAUCAACGCCCUGAAGCUGAUCCGAGGCAUCGAGACGCCGUGCUGCGUGCCUGACAAGCUGUUUUCCAUCAACCUGCUGUACUUUGAUGAUGAUGAGAAUGUUGUUUUGAAGCAGUAUAAUGACAUGGUGGCUGGAAGCUGUGGCUGUCACUGAUUUUGUAAAGUCUAUUGUGUUUGGGUACAUAGCUUCUCAGACGCAGAUUUAAUUUUCACUCUUACCGUUCCUGUUGCCCUUUCACUAUUAACUCAUGAGUAAAUGUGCUGAUUCUACCAAUGACACUGUAAUAUAUGUAAAUAUCUACAUAAAUUAUAAUAUAUGACUGUGAUGCAAGA